Molecule: messenger RNA, 14148 nt
Organism: Emiliania huxleyi CCMP1516
Lineage: Eukaryota; Haptophyta; Isochrysidales; Noelaerhabdaceae
Exons: 51
Coding region: 1-14148 (4715 amino acids)
Biological process (GO): protein deubiquitination involved in ubiquitin-dependent protein catabolic process
Cellular component (GO): nucleus; cytoplasm
Molecular function (GO): cysteine-type deubiquitinase activity; K63-linked polyubiquitin modification-dependent protein binding
Source: RefSeq, a predicted model, not a curated record
AUGGCUGGCAGUAGUAGCAGGGACGACGACGAGGCGUGGGCGAGGGCGGCCAGGAGCGCUCUCACCGGCCUCCCUCCGUUGCCGCCCGCCAUCGCCGCCGCCAGCAGCCUCGGCGGUGCUGGUGGCGGCCUAGGCGGCGGCAUCGUCUCCGGCGGCCGCUGCCCGCCGUGGCUCCACCCGUGCUUCGCCGACCUGCUCGGCAGCUACGGCGCUCCGGCCGUCGCCGGCGCGGCGGCUGUGCCGCUCGACGUGCCUCUCCGCUUCCUGCACAGCUUGCUCGAGGCGCUGCACGCCCACUGCGCCCUCCCGACGGGAGAGCACUCGGCGGCGGUCGUGGAGGCCAUCGAGGCGCUGAAGAAUGGUGCCGAGCUCGCAGCGUACGCACCUGUCGGAGGCUCUGGCGACUCGCCCCGCCGCCUGCUCGACUUCCUCUCCCGCCUCACCGAGUUCCUCUCCCGCAAGGACGCACUCGGCAUGCCUGGGGCCUCGCUGCUGCUGCCGGUCGGCUGGCUCAAGGCGGCGGAGGAGGGGCUAGCCCCUCCGUCCCUCGACGCGGACUCGUCCUUUGGCGGCGGGGGAGGCGGAGGCGGAGGAGGCGGAGGAGGAGGAGGCACACCUCACGCAGUGGUGAUGCUGGCUCUGCGCAUGGUGCGGCCGGGGGCGUGGGACAUCGCUGUCUGCUCUGCGCGCGGCGGCGCCUACCACACGGCGCCGGGCAGCCGCGGCUGCAGGCGCGGAGCAGCAGCCGGCGAGCCGCCCGAGCCGCCCUUCCUCCGGCCCGUGCAGCUCAGCGGGGUCGCCGAGCCCGUCGCGUCAGUGCACGGCGCCGCGCUGGCGAUGCGGCGCGCUCUGACGCAGUGCGCGCUGCUCGCCAACCAAACAGGCGCGGGGCGGGGGGUGAGUGGCGGCGUGCACCACUCGGCCAGCCUCCGGGUGGCGCUGCUGCAGCACCUCUUCAUCGGGGUGCUGCCGCUGCCGCUGCUUGUAGCUGUGAACGGCGUCUCUUCACGCCUGCAGCUGUGGGGCUUCGACCGCCGCUGCUUCUGGCACGCGGCGCCGGUGGCGUUCGAGGAGCAGGCGGAGCUGCUGCGUCUGCUCGGCCAGCUGAUCCGGCACUACGCGGCGGCGGUGCUCUGCCUGACGCCGACGCGCGAGAUGGACGCCGCACGCAUCGUCACCUCCUCCUGCGCCGCGGCGCUGCUCGACGCGCUACUGCGCGCCUGCAGGUUCUCGCUCGCACCCUUCGGAUUCCGCGAGUUGCCCUCCGCCAACCUCAAGCUCACCUCGCCCGAGCUCGCGGCGGCGCGCGCGAUGUGCCUCGACUACUUCCUCGCCGUCACCCACGCCGUCCCCGAGGAGCACCUCUGCUUCGGCUGGAGCCGCGCAGCCUCUUUCUCGCCGGGCGAGCUGGGGCGCUCGCCGGCCGCGUCGCCUAAGCAACCACUCAUGAUUCAACUGAGUCGCGAGCUCGCACUCGCCGGCCGCGUCUCCACCGACCUCGGGUUCGACUCGGCCGAGGUGCGCAGCGAGGGGGUGGCGCCGGUGCCGCCGUUCGCGCGCCUGCUGACUGGCGAGGAGCCCGAGGUGCUCACUUUCUGCCCCGGGCUCGCCACUCUCCGCGACGGCGUCUUCCUGCUCCGGCUGCUGCUCUGUCUCCCGCCGCGGAGGCGCUGGCUGCCUUCCGACGCGGCGCUCGCGUGGAGGCACGAGGCGAUGAAGGGCGGGAAGGCGGACGUGGCGGUGCGCGGGUUCGGGCAGGCGGCGCUCAACGUCUGGAUCCUCGUCCCGCGCAUCGAGAAGCCGAACGGCCUGCUGGCCGGCUUUGUGCAAGGCCUUGUCGGCGGGAAGGAGAGCGGCGGCGCCGGCCGCACCACCCGCCCGCGCGCGACCGAGUCUGGCGCCACGGCGGCGGCGCUGCUGGCGGGGCGCGGCGACGCGGCGCCAAAGGGGCCUCCAGCGCCCGAUGCGCGGCUCCUCGAGUCGGAGGAGGGCGUGCUGCACCUCGGCACGAACGCGCUCCGCUCCUUCCAGCUGCAGAGUGACAACGGCGGAGGCGGAGGCGGAGGCGGCGAAGCCGGCGGCGGCGGCGGCGGCGGCGGAGGAGGAGGAGGAGGAGGAGGAGGAGGAGGAGGAGGAGGAGGCGGGCGAGGGUGGCCGGUCUACGGAGCACACAUGCUCUCGCCUCGCGACGCGGAGCUGCUGCUGCAGUACCUGAGUGCGCCCUACGUGCGCAUCCCGCUGCUGCUCGACUUCUUCGCCGACCCGCUCCGCAUCCAGGAGAAUCUGGGGGAAUCUAGGGGAGCGCUCUCCCAGCCUCGGCUGCAGAGCGCGCUCGAGCGGAGGGCGGCCCGGCCGCUCCCCGCGAUCUCGGGGAAUCUCGGGGUAAUCUCGGGGAACCUCGGGCAGGCGGAGGCGGUCCGACCGUUGCCCGACACGAUCCCGGUCAAGAAGGAGGAGCGCGAGGCGCUGCUCUCGACGCCGGUCGGCCUCCUCUUCCACGAGCUCGUGCACUCGCCGGAGGGGCUGGUGGUACCCACGGUCGACAAGAUGCUCGCCGCCGCGCUCAACAUGGACACGGGCGCACCGACAGGCGCGUCCGCCGCAAUCAUCCUCUUCGUCGCUCGACUGGCGGUGCGCGUGGAGGCGUACGUGGUGUUCCUGGCGGAGCACCGCGCGUGGAGGCGCGAGCCGGAGCAGGGGCAGAGGCGGGCGCAGGGCGAGGCCGACCGGCGCGAGAUCGGGCGCGAGAUCGAGAUCGGGCGCGAGAUCGAGAUCGGGCGCGAGAUCGAGAUCGGGCGCGAGAUCGACACUACUGGCGACGUCGACGCAGAGGUGCUCUCCAACGUUGCGGCGUCGGUGUCGGCAGCCAGCACGCUGCGAGGUUCGAGGGCGGCGGCGACAGCUGCGACAGCUGCGGCGGCGGCGGCGGCGGAAGCGGCGGCGGAGGCGAACGCGGCGGACGUGGCGGACGUGGCGGACGCGGUGGCGGUGGAGAGGGGGGCUGUGCGGCCCGGACAGGCGUCUGCGGCGCCCGCCCGCUCGCUGCCGCACCCCGGGCCCGGGGGCGGCCAGUCUGGCUGCGGUCCGCGCGCCGUCCUGCGCGGCCUCGAGGUCAUGGAGGGGGCCGACGCCGACGCGCGGUGGCACGCUCUCGACGCGUCGUUGUCUCGGCUCCGCGAGCGGCUGCAUGGGGAGGUGUACGAGCGUCUCGAGGCGUGGUUCGAGCACGCCAUCGGCCGCAAGGACUUGCGCACCGCGUGCGUCGUCUGCGCGCACCUCGCUCUCCUCUUCGAGAACGCGCGACCCUUUCCCGUCUUCCUGACACACAACUUCGAGUGGGAUGCUGAGGCGCCGCUCACCGCCGCCGCGCCGCGCCCGUCGCCGCGCCCCUCGCCGAAGGGGACCCCGGCGCAGACGAGGGAGGCGGGGGCGCAGGCAGAGAGCGCGGAGGCGGCCGCGAAGCGAGCGGCGGCGAGGCAGCUGCGCAUCCCUCAGUCGCAACUCUUCGACCUGUGGCAGCGGCACAGGCACGCCCUCCUGCGCGCCCUCGGCGGGAGAGAGACGCGCGGCGCGCGGGCCGAGGCUCGCUCGGCGCUGAUGGCGCGCGUUGACUUCCUGCUCACUGCGCUCGGCCCGUGGCGGGAGAUGCGAGGCGAGCGCAACGUCGGCCGCUUCGUGCUCGGCGACGAGGCGUCGGCCCUAUCGGCGAGGUCUGCGCCGGGGAGUGCUCUCAGCGCCGCCAGCGCCGCCAGCGCCACCGCGGGAGGAGGCGGCGGCGGCGGCGGCGGCGACAGCUACGAGGCGUGGCUGCGAGACGAGUGCUCGAUCGACGCGACGCAGCAGGCGAUCAACGCGCAGCUGGGGAGGCUCAUUUUUGGCGCGAGCGCGGACGCCUCCUCCUUCCAGUCCGCCGAAGUCGCGGCGACCAAGCAGCGGACCCACCUCCGGCUCGUCAACCGGAGGCACGAGCUGCAGCGACACUUCAAGCGGCUCGACGGCCACACUCGCCCACACGCGCAGCCGCUCCGCUGGCUGCUCGAGGGCGCGCUCGGGCGGGUCGCCCCCCCCUCGCACAAGACGUGGCUGCGCGAGCUGCUUGAGCCAGUGCGCAAGGCGCACUUCCCGAGGCUCCAGCUCUUCCUCCCGUUCGCCCACGCGGCGGAGGGCUUCGCCGAGGCGCGCGCGGCGCUGCUGCGCGGCGCGGCGCCCGACGGCACCUGCAAGGAGGUGGUCGUGCUGCGCGACCCUCCGGUCGUCUGGGUGUACAACGUGGUCGAGCACGGCCGUUCGACGUACCGCGAGGUUGUGUUUUGCUCGCGCGCGGACUGCUGCCUCGCCUCCCUCCCCUCGGCGCCUGCCGAGCACUCUGGCGUGCCGGUGCUAACGUGUGGAGAUGCGAUGGCGCCGGCGGUGGACGACGCGUCGCUUGUCAUCACGAGGCAGGUUCCCGUCACGCUGGCCGGACUCCCCCCCUUCCUCGCGCCUGCCUCGGCCGGCACGCCCCGCAGGACAAAGUCAGCCGACCGCUUCGAGUUCGGGCCGUCUGGCGCCACCGAUACGAGCGGCGGCGCCACGCCGCGGGAGGAGGGGCUGGAGGAGGGGUUUCGGCUACAGACGCCGCUGCAGCGAGGCGCGCCCGGCGUGCAGCGCCAGCCGACGUCGCAGCUGCUCGAGCAAGCCUUCCUCCCGGCCCGCCUGCUGCGCGGUCUCCUGCCAGACGCGCUGCUCGAGUCGCACCUCUUCUGGCAGAACGGCGACGGCUCGCUGAGCGGGUACCCUGCGCACGCACCGCAUAAAGGAGGGGACGGGGCCCAGCCCGCCUCUGGCGCCUCCGCCUCCGCCUCUGCCUCCUCCUCCUCCUCCUCCACCUCCGCCUCCUCCUCGGACUCGGCCUCCCAGCCCGCCGUCCUCCUCGUCUCGCUCGUCCGCGAGGCGUCGCCCGCCGAGGAGUUUGGCUCGACGGCGUCUAAUGAGGCGAGCCCCGCCGCCAGCGCGAGCCCCGCCGCCAGCAUGGACGGGGUCGCCAGCGCGUGCGUGCGGCGGCGGAGGUUGAAGCCGCGCGGCGGCGGCGGGCUUGCCGAGGCGGCGCGGGGGGAGGGGGAGGCCUCGAGCUUGGCGCGGGACGAGGGGUGGGAGGAAGACGCGGCUGCGGACGGCGCAAAGGACGAGGUGCUUCUCAACCUGCUCCACCCUCGCGCGAGCGGUGCACUGCGCCGUCUCGCCGCCGUCCUGCGGCGGCUGGACGACUUGUCGCACGUGCUCGCCUGGGCGCGCGACGCGGCGAGCGGAGGCGACGAGGCCGCGGCGGCGCGCGGGGGAGGCGGCGAGGGGGCGGCGGGGGGCGGGGAGUGGCGGCUGGCGCUGGUGGAGCUGCCUCGGCUGCGGCUGAGCUUUGAGGCUCGGUCGGCUGCUGGCGGAGAGACGCGCCUCUACUGCUGCGAGCACUCGGACCUCUUCCUCUCCCGCCUCUCUCUCUCCCCCCGCCCCUCCCCCAACCGACCCGAGGCGGCAGCACCCGGCGACGCGACCGAGGCGAGCCCGCCCGCCGGCGGCAGCGGCGGCGCGGCGGCCGGCGGCGAUCCGUCCUCCGCCGCCUGCACCUCGCAGCAGGCCCGCUCCGCUGCGCUGGCGCAGCUCCUCCGCUGCGUGCCGCACGCGGUUCUGCUCGAGGACGGACAGGGGGACAUCUCCGUCCUCGUCUCCGCCGCCGCGCGGCCGCUGGCGCGGCACUACCUCUACCCGGUGCACCCGUCCCAGUCGCUGCUCUGCUCGUCGACACUCGCCUCGUCCCUCUACCUGCUGCUGCUCACACUCGCCCACCGGCGGUGCGAUGACAGGAUGGUGCCAAGAAGGUACGACGACACGCUCCGCCUCUCCGACGCCUGCUCCGCCGACACGCGCCCCUCGGCGGAGGAGGCGCAGCUCUGGAGAGCCGUCGUGGAGGCGGGGCUGUCCGACAGCCACCCCGAGGCGCGCACCACCUCUCGGCGCGCGGCGGGUGCGCACGCGGCCCGCCUCAAGUUGUGGCUCGUGCAGCGCCGCUCCCUCGUCGCGCCGCCGCCUCCGCCGCCGCCUCCCGAGCGAGCCCCCUCCUCCCCAAACGGGGCAGCCACCGGAGGCAGCACCGUGCACAAGGGCUUGCUCAUUGCGGGCGGGUUCCCGGCGGCGGGCGUGUCGCUGCCGCUGACGCCCACGCGCCGCGCCGCCGCGCCCUCCCCCUCCGCCGCCGCGUCCGCGUCCGACCCGGCGCUGCCCUCUUGGGACAUCGGCGCGUCCCUCGAGGCGUACGUGCUGUGCCGGCGCGCCGUGAGGGCAGACUGCUUGCUCCACCCCUCCGAAGAGCUGGAGCUGCUCUCGGACGCCUCCACGAAGCAGCAGCACCCCCUCGAGCGCGCCGAAGCGACCGCCCGUCUCGCGUCCUACCACGACGCGCUCGCCGCCGCCGCCGCCGACGCCGCCGACGCCGCCGCCGACGCCGCAGAUGCCGCUGAUGCCGCCGCCGCGGCGCCGCCCGCUCCGAGGCGCGCUGGAUCUGCCUCUCUCCGCCACGAGCGCAGCCGCCGGUACGGGGAGAGGUACGGCGACGUCUUCCCGCUGCCUCCGCCUCCGCCGCCCCCUCUGCGGCUGGAGCAGCUGCCUUGGUUCGACGCGGAGGUGUUCGCGCCGGCGCUGCUCGAGGGGGAGGCCCGCGACGGGGAGGCGCUCGCCGCGGUAGCUGCCCGCGACGGGGAGGCGCUGCCGCGGCUGGCAGCGCCGGACACGGCCGAGGCGCGCGGCUUCACGGGCGAAGGGGCGGUGGCAAAGGUGGAUCGGCUGCUCGACGGGCUGUCGUUGGAGCGCGACUUCGUGGCGCUGUACGAGCUCAUCACGGGCGAGCUGCAGCGCACACGAGAUCACACGAGAUCACGCGAGAUCACACGAGAUCACGCGAGAUCAGGCGAGCUGCAGCUGACGCCCCUCGAGGCGCACGACCGCUCUCCCGGCUCCAAUAGAGACGGCCGGCUCCUCGGCGCCGUCCUCCUCCGCGUCGCUGUCCACCGCGCGAUGCGCGCCGACGGCUGGGGCGCCAAUCUGCCCUUGGCCGCGCUGCUGCAGCUUCUUGCCGAGCAGCCGCGCGACGCGAUGCAGGAGGACGCGCCGCGGCCUCGCCGCGAGGCUGCCGCACUACGCGGACCUGCUGCUGCGUGCCAGGGCAGAGGUGACGGCGACCUCAUCACCGUGAGCCACGAGGCGCUGCGCGCCCUCGCGACGCACCCGCUGGAGCAGCUGGUCGGGCGCGACGCCGAGAGGUCGAGCUACGUGCUCGAGGCUGUGAACAAGGAAGUGUCUGCCAUCGGCACGCAGCCGGCGCACAGCCUGGCCGAGAUCUUCGACGUGGAGGCGCACCCGCACGCAUCGACGCACGUGGCGCAGGAGCUGCUCGCCAGGCUCGGCAAGGACGUGGCGGCGUACGCGAUCGACUAUUCGGGCAAGCGCACGCCGCAGCUGCUCUCACUGCAGCCGGAGGCGCGCGGCAGCUGUGCAGACAGCAGAGGACCUCGCCGACUCGCCGAGCUCGAGAAGAGUCUGGCCGAGCUGCGCGAGCGCGACGACGCGACGGCGACCGCCGACGUGCGCCGCGCAGUCGCCGUCGCAAACUGCGCGCCAAGCGCCUCCUCGAGCCGCGACGAGCUCGCCUUUGCCCUCCGGCAGCUGGCAGGGCACGAGGCGCGCAUCCGCUUCCCGCACCUCAGCGUGCAGCUCCUCUCCAACGGCGCCGAAGCCGCCCUCUCCGCCGCCAACCCGACCCUGAGCCCGGGCCGCAUCGACGGUCUGCUGCAGCUGGUUGCAGUCGUGAUGCUGCGCACGUCCCGCCGCGCUUUCCUCGCCGCCGCCAUCUCUGACGUGCGCGGGCUGCGCGACGACCUCGAGCUCAAGGUGCACGAGCAGGCGAGGCUGCAGGAGGCGGCGGGGCGCGCGCAGCACCAGGCGUCGGCCGCGCAGGAGCAAGCCAAGCGCUCGGUGCUCGAGCUUCAGCACCGGGCCUCCGCCCUCGCCGCUCGCCUGACGACGCGCCGCUUCACCGUCCGCUCCGGCGGUGCGCCGCCGCCCUCUCCGGCGUCGCGGCCUCGCUCCCCGCGCCGGCGGGCGCCCGCGUCUCCUCCGCCGCGGCCGGGCGGCGAGGGCCUCACCCUCGGGAGCAGCGUCAAGAACCUGGGAGAGCUCCUCUCUCCGCGCGGCGUGCUCUCCCCCUUCCGCGUCGAGGAGGACGAGGACGAGGCGCCGCGCGGCUUCGUGUACGACCCGCGGCUGCUCAUCUUCGAGUUCGUCUCCACCCUGCUGCUGCGGGAGGAGCAGGUCGACCUCGUCGAGAAGAUCGUGCGCACGCUCUCGGCGGGCGCCAGCGGCGAGCCGGCCGCGCUGGUCUCACAGCUCAUCAUGGGGGCGGGCACGACGGCCGUCCUCACGCCGCUGGUGGACCAAGGAGGUCACUCUUGGUGUGAACGAGUGCAGGCGGGCAAGACGACCGUCGUCCUGCCGCUGCUCGCGCUCUACCUCGCCGACGGCUCGCAGCUCCUCAUGCAGGUCGUGCCCGCGACGCUGCUCACCUUCACGCAGGGCGUGCUGCGCGAGCGCUUCUCGUCGUUCGUGCCCAAGGCCGUGUACACCUUCUCCUUUGACCGGACCACCGCCGUGACGCCGCAGCUGGUCCGCAAGCUGCGCGAGGCGGAGGGGCACGGCGGGCUGGUCUGCUCGACGCCGAACGCGCUCAAGCACCUGAUGCACGAGCUCUCGAACCAGUACAACAAGGAGGCGCAGACGGCCACCCGGGACGCCUCCGGCUUCUUCGGCGCGCAGUCGUGGGCGAGCGGACUCUUCGGCAAGCCCGCCGCGCACGGGGGGGGCGGCGCCGCCUCGAGGUCGCGCAAGCAGGUGGGGCUGUGCUGCGAGGUGAUGGCACUCUUCCAGCGGGGCGUCCUGAUCCUCGAUGAGGUCGACCUCAUCCUGCACCCGCUGCGCGCGGAGCUCAACUGGCCGUUGGGCGAGCGCAAGCCGCUCGACUUCACGUCCGAGCGGCACGCCGCCGGCAUGCGUUGGGAGCUGCCCCUCCACCUCCUCGACCCCUUCCACUUCACCGCGCGGGGCGAGUGCGUGAUGUGCGUGCCUCGCUCGCGCACGUCCGAGCAGCUGCUGCAGCGCAUCGCCGCGGCGGUCGCGCGCGGCUGCAGCCGGCGCGCCAUGACGAUGCGGCCGCACCUGCAGCUGCUCGACCCGCAGUUUUACGAGCGCGAGCUUCGUCCGCUGCUGGCGCGGUGGCUGCUCCUGCUGCUCCUCAAGCUGGGCGUCAAGCAGAUCGACGAGGAGGAGAUGCUCGGCUGGCUCGAGCACGGCCGCUCGCCGCCCGAGGUCAAGGCGUCGGCGCUCAAGCGGCACGUGUGGCAGGUGAAGCUGCUCAACCUGUCGCACGACCUCCUCACCACCACGCUCCCCUUCGUGCUCUCCAAGGUCGACCGCGUCUCGUACGGACUCCUCUCGGCCGACCAGGUCGAGCGCACCAAGCGCGAGAGCGGCGGCGGUCCCGUCCCAACCUCGCGCCGUCUGCUCGCCGUCCCGUUCCUCGGCAAGGACACGCCGUCGCUCGCCUCGGAGUUCUCGCACCCGGACGUGCUCAUCUCGCUCACCAUCCUCGCGUACUCGCACGAGGGCCUCCGCGACACAGACGUGCGCGCCGCGCUCGAGUGGCUCCGCGACGAGAUGUCGCAGCAGUUUGGCCCGUACCCGAAGCGCGCCGCCGCGCUCACCUAUCUGCGUUGGGUGGAGGGGGCAGGCGCCCGUGUUCGCGGCUCGGGAGGCGGCGCCGCCGUCCCCGCCGCGCGCACCGACGACGCCGCCGCCGCCGCCGCCGCCGCGGGCGGCGAGUUCAGCCGUGCCGCCUCGCGCUCCGCCACGCCGCGCCGCUGCCAGCGAGCGGAGCCUCCGCCGCCGCGCGACUCUCCGGCGGCGGUUGGAGCGGGCGCCGCAUCGAGGAGCGGCUCGGCAGCCACCACGCCCGCAGGCGCGGCGGCGGCGCGGCGAGGCGUUGCGCGGGUGCAGGAGGUGUGGCCGCUCCACCUCAUCGAGUGGGACAACGCGGGCCAGAUGGGCGUGCUCUUCCGCCUGCUGCGCUGCCAGCCAGAGGUCAUCCGGUACUACCUGACUGGCUGCGCCACCCCGGGCGCCACGAGCGGCGCCCCGCCGAAGGGUGGCGCACCGCGCGGCGUCUUUCCGCGCACGAUGCAGUUCCAGAGCCAAAAGGUGGGCGCCUCGGGGCAGGAGAUCGGGUCUGACUUGCUCUUUGGGCGCCGGAUGGGCUUCUCCGGCACGCCAAACAACCUGCUGCCCGAGGAGCUCGGGCCGUGCGACUACGCGCCGCUCACGGACGGCGCGAUGCUGCACGUGCUCACCUCGCCGUCGGUCGUGGGCGAGAGCCAGGCGCUACCCGACGACUGGUCGGUCGGCGCGCUGCUUGCGCGGGUCGCCACGUCGGAGCCGCCGCUGCACGCGCUCGUCGACACCGGCGCGCUGGUGACGGGGCUGUCGAACCUCGAGGCUGCGACGCGACUUCUCGAGCUCGGGCUGCGGCACGUGGAGGGGUGCGUCUUUAUGGACGCGUCCGGCAGCAAGAUGAUCCUGCUCCGCGAUGGGUGGCGCCUCCUCAAGCUGGAGCAGUGGCGCCUCCUCAAGCUGGAGCAGUGCGGGCUCCCGCCCGCCAAGCGCUUCUCCUUCUACGACCAGGUGCACACCACCGGCAUCGACAUCCCUCAGCCGGCGGCGGCGGUGGCGGCCCUCACCCUCGGCAAGGACAUGACGUUCCGCGACUACGCGCAGGGCGCCUUCCGCAUGCGCGGCAUCGGCAAGGGGCAGCGCAUCGAGCUGCUCGUGACUCCCGAGGUGCAGCAGCUGAUCGACGUCGCAGAGACGCAGUGCCGGCAGCCACGCAGCGCCGGCAAGCCGCAGCAGACUCUCGGCCGUGCGAUCGAGCUGCGCAAGGUGGUGCAGUGGCUGCACAUCAACACGAUGCGCUCCGAGGCGAUGCAGUUCCACCUGCUCUGCGACCAGUCGCUCGCAAACGUGUGGCGCAAGGCCGCCUUCGUGCAGAUGCGAGAGACGUACCGAAGUAUCUCCACAGAGGUGGACUCCCGCGCGGUGCCGGACUGGUCGCCGGAGCUGGAGAGGGCCGUCGAGCUCUUCCGCAACCGCGUAGUCUUCGAGGUGUCGGCCGAAGUGCCGAGCGGCCGCCGCGCCGAGAAAGCGCUCGCCCACUCCACCGAGCCGAUCAAGACGGAGGGGGGCACGCUGCGCAACGAGGACGGGCGCGUCUACCGGCUGAUGCUGCCGUCGGUGGACUACGUGAGCCCCUUUCUUCGGGGCGCGGAGCAGGUCCGCCUCUGCAACGCAAUCACCUCGCGGCUGGGGGAGGCGGAGCGGCAGCAGGCGCGCCGCAGCGCCGGCUCUCUGGAGCACUGCGCGGCGCUGGAGCACUUCGAGGCCGGGCACCGCCGCGCGGAGUGGGAGCAGCGGCACGAGCAGCAGCAGGAGAGCCAGCAGGAGGAGGAGCGCGAGCAGCAGCAGCAGCUGGUCGUCGUCAACUCUGAGCUCGAGGAGGCGGCAGAUGUGCCGGUCGAGGAGCCGGCGCGGCUCGACUUCUCCCAGGUGCUGCCGGCGGUGCACGCGUGGCCGAUCGAGACGCUCGCCCGCCCGCCCUCCUCCGACGGGGAGGCGGCGCCCUUCUACCCGCUCUCCGACUUUCGCGUGCGGUCGCCGCCCAACGGGCCGCCCUUCGAGCCGCUCGCGCUGCCCCACUGCCUGCUGCUCUCGCGAAACUACUUUGACCCGGGCCGAAACUACUUUGAGCGCGUCGCGUCGCACCGCCGCCUCAAGAAUGUCAUCAUGGCUCUGGACUGGGUGGUGCCCGCCGUCCAAGCCCCCGCUGAGAGAUCGGCGGCCGGCGGAGGCGGCGGCGGAGGCGGAGGCGGAGGCGGAGGAGGAGGCGGCGGGGGAGGAGGCGCAGGCGGCGGAGGCGGGGGCGGAGGCGGGGGCGGAGGCGGAGGGCCGACGCUCUCUGCGGAGCAGGAGGAGCGCUUGCGCUCUCUUUGGGCCUUCAUCGCGAGCGGCAACGCUGGGCAGGCAAAGGUCGAGGGCACGAUCUCGCGGGACGAGUUUGAGGGGCUGCUGGAGACGGAGGGGCUCGAGCCUGACCGCGCCGCCCUCGUCGCCUCCGAGCUGGGGGAGCAGGUCGGCCUCGACGAGGCGAGGCGCGCGCUGGCGGAGCAGGUCCCCGCCGAGCGGCACGAGGGGCGGUACCAGAUUGCAAUCUCGCUCGAGGAGGCGGAGGCGGUGCGGGCGCUGCUGCAUGGGCUGCGGAGCCGCGGCGCCCCGCUGCUCGGCGGCGGCACCGCCCUCGCCCUCCGCCACGGCGACCAGCUCUUCGAUGCGAGCGCCAACUUUGCCGCCGGGGAGGGGGGCCGGCUGGCCACGACGGCGCGGCAGUGCUUCCGCCUCUUCGACUCGGAGGUCAACUUCACGCCGGCGGAGGUGACGGCGAUCCUGCGCGCGCUGCAGACCAACCCGCCCGAGAAGCGGUCGAGCUGGUUCGAGUCGGUUCGCAUGUGCCGCCGGCGAGACACGCGCCACUGGAGCAACGCGCCCAUCUCGCGCGUGUUUUGCACCAAGAACCAGGAGCAGGUGGCGCGCGAGGAGAUGGUGCGCCACAAGAUUGUCUCCCACCUGAGGCAGCACCGCAUCCACGCCGCAACCUUCUUCGCCGAGUGGGGCGGCAACCAUGACGGCUUCCUCCUCGUCUCGGAGCUCAAGAGCGGGCUGCACGCGCUCGAGGGGCUGCGCAUGGAGCUCGACCGGUUCGACGGUGCUCGUGAACCGGAGCUCGACCAGUUCGACGUGCUCGUGGGCCGCCUCCGGCCGGACGAGAAGGAGCGGGUCGCGUACGCCGAGUGGUGCUCGAUGUUUGCCGAGGCCACCGACGAGCAGCGCGGCCUCGUGCGGCAGGACCACCUCGAGCCCCUCUCGGAAGAGGCGCCCGCCGACGGGCUGCCUCCGAGCGGCUACUUCAAGGGCGCCGCCGCCAUCCAGCGCAAGGACACGCCGCGCCGCUCCGUCGAGGCGGUGGCUGGGCGGCGGUACACCGAGCUCCCGCUCACGCGGCUGAUGAAGCUCACCGUGCGCAAGCUGCCGCUCUCGCUCGCCGGCCGCGCGCACUGCGUGUGGAGCACCAAGGGGCUCCCGUGCAAGGAGUCGCUCUCGCUGUGGUCGCCCGAGGCCAAGCGCGACUUUUGGGCGCCAAACAAGCAGCGCUUCUGCGUCGGCCACUACGGCAGCCCGUCGCUCGAGCACAAGCCGGGCGGCCUCUGCCUUCUCGAGCUCGAGGACGUGGUGCCGUGGCAGCUGAUGCGCAUGUGGCAGAUCGACGCCGCGCUGGCGUCCAACGCGCCGCACCCCGAGUGGUACCACCUCGAGUGGCACAAGGACUCGGCGGAGCGGCCCAUCUACGCGUGGAAGCCGAUGCCGCCGUCGGAGGACUUUGUCGCCCUCGGGAUGCUCUUCACGACCACCCCCGAGCAGCCGCCGCUCGUCGCGAUGCGCUGCGUGCACAAGAGCUGGGUGGUGGAGGCGACGGCGGAGCCGCAGUGCAUCUGGAAGGACCUCGGCAUGGGCGGCAAGGCGGGCUCGGUCUGGUGCGUCAGCGAUACCCUCGCAUCCCUCGGCGAGGCGGACGAGGCGGGCAGGCAGCGAGGGCUCGCGUGGGCGACCAAGGGGUACGAGCGGCCGCGCGGGCCCUUUUACCGGCUGCGCGACACCGCCUUCUCCCUCGCGGAGGUGAAGCAGGGGAGCGCGGGCGGCGCCGCCUCCUCGAGCCCGCCGCCGCCCGGGGAGGCGGCCGCAGAGGCGGCCGGGGAGGCGGCCGGGGAGGCGGCCGGGGAGGCGGCCGGGGAGGCGGCCGGGGAGGCGGCCGGGGAGGCGGCCGGGGAGGCGGCCGGGGAGGCGGGGGAGGCGGCGGCCCGCGAGCCACCGGAGGAGUCACUGAGCCUCGACGCGAGGAUGGUGGGGGAGGAGGGGAGGAUGAAGGAGGCGGCGCGGGGCCGCGCGCCGUCGCUGCCACCGGAAAGGUGA